This is a messenger RNA of Rubroshorea leprosula, 1410 nucleotides long. Lineage: Eukaryota; Viridiplantae; Streptophyta; Magnoliopsida; Malvales; Dipterocarpaceae. The record is from the annotation of a GenBank genome assembly.
CCCUUCCUCUCUCUUCCCAAACGGAAUUUCCUCCUCCGUCUCUCCGUUCAUCAAUUCUUCUCCUUCCAUCUUGUCCUCUUCUUCUUCAUUUCUCUUGUCUUAAACUAGUAAACACACACCGACUCCCCACCAUCUCCACUUCUCAUCAGCCUCAGCUCGCAGAAGCAAUAGCUAUGAUGGAGUCCGUGGAGUCAUCUUGUGUCCCACCAGGUUUUCGGUUCCAUCCAACUGAUGAAGAGUUGGUGGGUUAUUAUCUGAGGAAGAAGGUUGCAUCACAAAGGAUUGAUCUUGAUGUAAUCAGAGACAUUGAUCUCUACAGGAUUGAACCAUGGGAUCUUCAAGAGAGGUGUCGAAUUGGGUAUGAAGAACAAAAUGAAUGGUAUUUCUUCAGUCAUAAGGAUAAGAAGUAUCCGACCGGUACUAGGACUAACAGAGCAACCAUGGCUGGCUUUUGGAAGGCUACCGGACGAGACAAGGCCGUGUAUGAUAAAUCAAAGCUCAUUGGCAUGAGGAAAACCCUCGUCUUCUACAAGGGAAGAGCUCCAAAUGGUCAGAAAUCCGACUGGAUCAUGCAUGAGUACAGGCUUGAAUCUGAUGAGAACGGCCCACCUCAGGAAGAAGGAUGGGUUGUGUGUCGCGCAUUUAAAAAGCGAACAAAUGGCCAAACCAAGAGCAUGGAAGGAUGGGACACAAGCUACUUUUAUGAUGAAAGCACGGUGGUUGAUCAGAUGGACUACAUCUCCAAGCAGUCUCAGAACAUAUUAGCUCAGAAUUUCUUGUGCAAACGAGAAACAGAAGGGGUGGAGAACUUAAACUUCACCCAUUCCGAUCAAUUUGUACAACUUCCACAGCUAGAGAGCCCAUCUGUUCCAUUAAUGAAGAGGCCAAGUUCGAUGUGUAUGUUAUCAGAGAAUAAUAGUCUCAUCAAUAAUGAAGAAGAAAACGAGCAGAAUAGAGUGUGCAUCAGCAACAACAACAAUAGGAACAAGAAACAAAAAGUGACUGACUGGAGAGAUCUAGAUAAGUUUGUGGCGUCUCAAUUGAUGAGCCAAGAAGAUAGAUUGGAGGGUGUUGGUGAAGGGGCUUCAAGCUUUGGAGGAAAUGAUAUGGCAGCGAUGCUUCUAUUGCAGAGUGGUAGUGAGGAGGGGAACAAGUUGGAUGAAUUCUUGGGUCCAAGUUCGGACUGUGAUAUUGGAAUAUAUAUGCAUAUUUAAAUAAAGGGUAGGAAAUGGAACAAAGUUUUCUUCUUGCUAGCUAGUAUAAUUAUAAAUGUUUGACGCAAAUCUUGAGUCCUAUUAAUUUUUGUAAAAAUAUGUUUGUGAAUGAGUGAAGAAGUUUCUAAUUUUUCUUCUCUUUCACAGAAUGCUAAAACAUUUCAAUUUGUUCUAGUAAUAAUUGCAAGGGACUUUA